GAACAGGUGAAGGAGGCGCCGGUCAACUCUCUGCUUCCUGAAAAGACACCGAGAAACCGCAGAAAUGGCUAAGUUCUUCACACCAGUACAAAUCAAUGAAUUCAAGGAGUGCUUCUCCUUGUACGAUAAGAAGCAUAAGGGCAAGAUCGAUGCCAAAGAUCUCAUCACAGUUAUGCGCUGCCUCGGCACAAGUCCCACGUUCAGUGAAAUCGAAAGGCACCUGCAAGUUCACAAAAUUGAAAAGUCCGGUGAGCUGGACUUCUCUUCCUUCCUGACAAUGAUGCACAGGCAGAUACAACAGGAAGACCCCAAGUCAGAAAUCCUGGAGGCCUUGAGGAUGACAGACAAGCAGAAGAAAGGAUACAUCCAGGCGUCUGAGCUGCGGGCCAAGCUCACCAAGCUGGGGGAGAAACUCACGGACAAAGAAGUGGACGAGCUCUUCAAAGAAGCAAACGUCCAGUCGAACGGGACAGUGAAUUAUGAAGAGUUCACCAAGAUGGUGACGCUGCCUCCUGUUGAUUAUUGAUUUCUCCAAAGAAAAACACAAGGCAUGAUGGGAAACUGAGUUCACACGCUGACAGAGGGAAAGACGACACACCGGAUUCAAUCUCCGUGUUUAGAACAGCAGAUUUGAGCCUGACAAUAAUCUUCAUUAUGUUUUUUUGCCUCAUGAAUAUUCACUGAUUAUUUAAUUAAAUGCAGAAUCUCCUUCCUGUAACCAUUUUCCAUCGGUUUCCUCGAUGACUCAUCUCUUCGUGAAGCACUGCCGUUGUUCUGCAACCUGAGGAAAACAUGAUCUGAACUCUUAAUCUUUGAUGGAAUCAAGUUUUGAAACCAUUACGUUCUCAGUUAGUCCUUUAUCAAGUCUGACAGUCCAACUAAACUCAAUGAUUUGAAUUUAAUCUAGUUUGAUGCUUUGUAUAUUUACUUGAAAACACUUGUGUGUGCUACCUUUAGUGUCAUGAUGUAGUUUUUGUCACAAACAUGUGUUUAAAGACUUAAUUCAUGUAUUCUUAAGGACCAAGACUAUAAAUGUAUGUUUUCACAAGUGUUAUUUAAUCGUAUUUAAUACAGAAUAUAAAUAUCUAUAUGUAACUACAUUUUAUUGAUUAAUAAACAAAUAACAGUUGCUCCAAAACUUGUAAGAGUUGUGUUAUCUCAUUAAAGCUUGUAGUUGACCGAGUGAUUCCAUGAUGUGUUCAAACACUAAUAACUAUAUUAUUACUGAUUCUAGAAACACAGAUACUCCCUGAGCAGGUCAUGAAACCUGUGUGAUCUCAGCACUCAGCAUUAUGCCCCGAUUCAGUCAUAAUGUUCAAAAGCCGCAAAAAUGAUUCAUCUAGUUUCUGCUUUUUCCCUGCAAUGAUGAAAUGUUUGCUCACAACAAAACCAAAGUAUAUAUCCAUCAUUUCCACAAACUCCGCUCUACUAUGUGCAGCAUAGACACACUGAACAUACCGGAUGUGACUGCUGGUGUCAUCCUACUUUCCCCCUUUAACUCUCUGAACAGACAAUACUCAUCUUUGGGAUCAUGGAAAAUAUUUACUAGGCUACGACCUGCUGCUGGAUAAUGAAUGAAAUCGUCACAUUUGACUUUUAGAAUAUGGUUUGCAAAGGGAACUUAAUGUGAAUGAAUCUUAAAACCAAGUAGAAAGAAAUUAAAGAAAAGCAACGGCCUCAACUGGAAACACCAAAAACAUUAUGAUCAACUUAUUACUAUUCAAAUCUGCCAGUGACAGUUAUCAAUCAAUAAUCAGUGACUGAAACUGAGAGAUGAUCUCAAGAAGCUCACGUUGGAAAAACACAUUUUAACUCUUCAUUUGAAAUAACUCUCCUGUAAUUGACUCCACACACCUUAUUUAGAAGCCUGGCAACAGUAACCAGAGACACACACGUCAUCACUACCUGAAUCCUGGAUGUAAUUCUGAGAUAACCAGUGAAGGAAGCAUGUGAACAUGAUUCAAUUACCUGUUUCCAUCACCUGCAAAUCUACAAUUUAAAACAAAUAUAUAUAAGAAAACACAAAUUUUUCUUCCAAGUUAUAUCCAUUUACACGUAUGCAUUAUAUGUGUAGACAAG
Molecule: messenger RNA, 2079 nt
Organism: Paralichthys olivaceus (Japanese flounder)
Lineage: Eukaryota; Metazoa; Chordata; Actinopteri; Pleuronectiformes; Paralichthyidae
Gene: calml4a
Product: calmodulin-like 4a
Cellular component (GO): myosin II complex
Molecular function (GO): calcium ion binding
Source: RefSeq, a predicted model, not a curated record